CGCUGUAAUUUAACAGAGUGUUUGGUUUAUUAAAGUAAGCGUUAACAUUUAAUGGAUUUUUUGUCUUAUGAAGAUUUGCGAAGCAUUUUAGCCGCUGCAGGCCAUCUGUAAUUCAUGUCAGAAACCCAAAAAUCAUGGACGGGAACAUGCCAGUGGAACCGGAACCAGGCUAAGCAUCCGGGACCCUUUUACGGAUAGCAACGUUGGGGGCACGGUCUGGGUUCGGUCAAAGAGGUCUGGAACCCAGACUAUNGCAAGCAACUGAUGUACCAGGAUGCAAAACGCCCCAUUCAUAUGCAUAUGCGCAAAUUUCGCACGCGGGUCGCGACGGUAGCGAGCGCAUGCCGUCUGACUACCUUUUGCCGUUGUGUUUCAGGUUACUGUGUGCUUUUUGGGGUCCCUGCGUGCUUCCUAAAAUUUCAAUUAGCUGUUUCCUGACUCGUUAAGUAUGUACAAGUGUCGUCACUGCCAUUACAGAUCAAACUCACCAAAAACUUAUUCCCAUCAUUAUGCUAUUCAUAGAUACAUUAAUAACACCAGUUUUCCCUGUGGUGUUCCUGGCUGUGCCCGAGCCUUUAGGGCUUACGAAAGCUUCACUUCGCAUCUCUCACGAGACCACUCUAACUACAGGGUUUCUCACAGUAUCACUGCGAAAUCAUCAGACACCAGCACUUCUAGUGAAUGUCACAACGUUCAACUUGGACAGGUGGACUUGGAGGAUAAAUUGGUGGAUUUAACCUGCACUCUCUGUGAGAUGCCUUGUGACCAGUACAGUGUGUUGUUGGCUCACUUAAAGGAGCACAUCAAGAAUGGAGCGGUAGUUAACUGCCCUUUUAAAGGAUGCACUUCUCAGUAUAGGUUCAUAUCUUCCUUGACUUCACAUUUGUCUCGUAUUCAUCCCACUUUGCCAUGCAAACCAGUGAUGCCCGAUUCGGCCACAGGAGGUGGUUGUCCUGUCAUGUCUCCCUCUGUGGAGUGCACAGCUAAUGAUUGCAACAUAGGAGGCAGCAACUUGGAAAUGCAGGAGCAAGCUCCUGCAGUGGAGGAAGAUGAAACUGAUUCUGAUGAAAGUUUGUCGGAUGAUGUGUUUCUUGAAAGUGUAGCUUUGUUUUAUUUGGGGCUCGAAUCAAAGCAGCAUGUACCACAGUCCACUUUACAGAAAAUUGUCACAGGUGUUUGUAAUUUCCAUGAUAUUAGCCAAGAACAAUUGCAGCUGCAAUUGAAAAAAACCCUUGAAGAAGAGGGCAUAGCUCUUGACCGAAUCCCUCUUAUAGUCAAUGAAGUUUUCAGUAGUGAUCUCUUUCACUUAGUGCACAACAGCCAUGAUGGUACUUUGAGGUCAAAUUACUGCAGAAAGAAAUUCUACAAGGAGCAUCUCGAUUUUAUUGCCCUAGUAUCAGUAUGUUUAGGUAGAGAUGGGAAGAAUUUAGAAAGGCAUUAUCAGUAUGUCCCCAUAAGAGAGACAGCUGAAUUCUUUCAAGAUCCAUCAGUGCAGAAGCAAUACAAAAUGAAACUAAAUGUUGCUAGUGAUAUUUAUGAAGAUUUUCAUAGUGGAGAGGUUUUCCAAAAACAUGAACUGUUUGGAAAAUAUCCUGACGCAGUUCCUUUCUGCUCUACCAGGAUGCUUUCGAGGUGGUGAAUCCUUUAGGGUCCGCCAAAAAUAAGCACAAAUUUCUGGCUGUCUAUGCAACUUUUGGGAAUUUACUCCCUCAGAAUCGGUCUAAAAUUGAACCAAUGCAGUUGGUGCUUCUGUGCAGAGAGAAGGACUUCAAAUACUUUGGCAUGGACAUGGUUUUUCAGAGGCUGGUGUCCGACUUGCAGGAUAUAGAGGAAAAUGGAAUGAAAAUGGGAGACAACCAAAAUGUACCAAGUUCCGUUCUUUAUAUUCUUGGUGAUAAUUUGGGUAGCCAUUGUGUUGGGGGGUUUUGUCAGAACUUCUCUUCACAUCCUUACAUGUGCCGAUUUUGUCUGAUCACACAAGCCGAUUUCCAAAAAAACCCUGUCAAUGAUGCAGAACUAAGAACAGUGGACAAUUAUGAGGCAGCCAUCACCCACCUUGAAAAU
This is a messenger RNA of Acanthaster planci (crown-of-thorns starfish), 2064 nucleotides long. RefSeq lists its product as uncharacterized. Lineage: Eukaryota; Metazoa; Echinodermata; Asteroidea; Valvatida; Acanthasteridae. The record is from RefSeq and is a predicted model, not a curated record.